CACAGGAAGUGUUUGUCAUUUUUUUUAAGGAAGUGCUUUUCAUGGCUCGUCGUGGUUUAAUUGUUUCCUUGUAUGGAGCUGAGCGGGAUUGGAUUCUACAUAAUCGAAACUACACAAUCCCAGGAAGGGAACCGAACCUCAAGGUCUGCCUAUCAACCACCAGCACAAGAAGUGAUUGAACACCAACCAGAUCUCACCAUGUCAGACACGGUCCCCCUGGAACAGAGGUACAAGGCCAGCAUGGUCCUGAGUGGAGCAGGAGAUGCCCUGGGCUACAACCAUGGUAACUGGGAAUUUGAAAAUAAUGGAGUGUUAAUACAUGAGCAAGUUCAGAAGAGAGGAGGUCUAGAGAAGCUGGAUGCCAUAGACUUCCCUGUUAGUGAUGACACCGUCAUGCACCUGGCUACUGCUGAGGCUCUGGUCAAGGUGGGGGAAGGGGCAUCCCUCCCUGUGCUGUAUCGAGCCCUGGUGGAGAAGUACAUUGUAAGCAUGACAGACAUGGCUGGAAGAGGAGCAGGCCUCACCUGCCUCAACAGUGUUGCAAUGCACAGACAGAGAACUGACGAGGACAUUAAGAUUCCCUUCAACAAGAGGGGCGGAGGGUGUGGAGCAGCCAUGAGGGCCAUGUGUAUCGGCCUGCGCUUCCCCGACCCUGAGCAAGAGCACCUGCUGAUAGCAGUAAGUGUGGAGAGUGGGCGUCUGACCCACCACCACCCCACAGGCUACCUGGGAGCCCUGGCUGCAGCCCUGUUCACGGCCUACGCAGUGAGGGGCACCCUGCCCGUGGAGGCCUGGGGACACAGACUCAUGGAGGUCCUGGACAAAGCCAAGGAGUACGUCAGGCAUUCGGGCAAUUGUGUGGAGCUGAACAUGGAGCACUGGGACUACUUUGUAAUUCAGUGGAAAUCCUAUUUAGAAAAGAGAGGCAUUCUGGAUGGAAAGCACAAACCUCAGUUCCCAGACUCCUACGGUGUGAAGGAGAGGGAGAGUUUCUAUAGGUCUGUGAGCUUCAAUGGUUGUGGUGGCGCCAGUGGGCAUGAUGCUCCCAUGAUAGCUUACGAUGCCCUCCUGAGGGCAGGCGACUCCUGGGUUGAGCUGGCCAAUCAUGGCUUCUUCCAUGGCGGGGACAGCGACUCCACGGCCGUGAUCGCUGCUGCCUGGUGGGGCGCACUGUUCGGCUUCAGAGGGGUGCCAGAGAUCAACUACAGGAGGCUUGAGUACCGUGACAGACUAUCCAAACUAGGGGAACGGCUAUACAAGCUCAGGGGAAAACCUCUAGGUUCUUUGAAAGUGUGAUGCAAAUUAAACCAAUAGAUGGUUAAAGGUGAAAUUCAUUACAUUUCCUGCAGAUCUGUAAUUUCAGCUACUUAAACUUUUUUUGACACUAAUUUUGCAUCCCUUGCUUUUUUAAAAACAUAUUUUUAAAGAAUAUUACUGGAUCUGGAAAGAUUUAUAGAGUAUUUAUGAUCUCAAACUGCAGUCUACCUACUGACUAGGAGAUGGAGCCAGAAUGUUCUGUAUAAUAACAAACAUUUUCUGUAAUGGCAACAUUUUUUUUCUUUCUAGCCUAUAAUCAAGUCUUCACUAACAUACAUUGAUGCUGCAGUUGUUGCACUAUUAUUGUACCAUUUUAGCUAUGGCAGAGUGUAAAAAUUGACUGUUUUACUUCUGAUUAGACUGAUGCUAAAUGAAGACUAAAUGAAGUCUACAAGUACAGUGGUGACCAGAGGGUGGCAGUGUAACUUAACAAAUCACUCUUGAAACUCUUUCCUGUCUCGCUCUCUCAAUUUAUUCAAUUUCAAUUUAAGUUCUUUAUUGGCAUGGAAAACAAAAACAAGUGAAAUGGAUCAUUAACAAAAGUGAAAUAAUAACAAAUCAACAGUAAACAUUACACAUGUUCCAAAAGAAUAAAGACAUUUUAAAUGUCUUAUGUCUAUAUACAAUGUAACGAUGUACAAAAGGGAAAAUAAAUAAACAUGGGUUGUA
Molecule: messenger RNA, 1986 nt
Organism: Oncorhynchus tshawytscha (Chinook salmon)
Lineage: Eukaryota; Metazoa; Chordata; Actinopteri; Salmoniformes; Salmonidae
Product: protein ADP-ribosylarginine hydrolase
Exons: 4
Coding region: 73-1296 (407 amino acids)
Source: RefSeq, a predicted model, not a curated record